Molecule: messenger RNA, 864 nt
Organism: Paraphaeosphaeria sporulosa
Lineage: Eukaryota; Fungi; Ascomycota; Dothideomycetes; Pleosporales; Didymosphaeriaceae
Exons: 3
Coding region: 133-846 (237 amino acids)
Source: RefSeq, a predicted model, not a curated record
UUAGGCCAGCUGCGAUCCAAUCAGGCAGCGACUCCCGCAAUAGCCCUAUACGACCUGCGCGGCUGACCGUCCCGCCGUCUUCCACUCCCACGUUCCCUCGUCUUUCUACUGCUACACCAGCGUUCCGUCGCAAUGGUCAACUUUCAAAAGCUCCUCACGCUUUCGCUCAUACCGACCGUCAUCUUCACCAUCCUCUCGUUCAUAUCAAUCGUCCUCACGGCACACUACUGGAUCCUGACGGAUUACUUCGUGGGUCGAUGGCUGAAACGCAAGAGUCAAUUUCCAGAGAAAAACAAGUUCCAGUGGGACGAUGUCAUUGUUGACUAUACGGAGACGUCCACGAAUGCCAUCAUUGCGGCGGGAUGCUUAUGCUUGGCGGCCGGAGUAAACUGCAUCAUCGCGUACUUCAAGCUCAAGCCCUCAACCAUGGAUCUAGAUUACCACUCGCCUCUAAGGAGAUUCUGGGUUGGAAGUGCAAUCGGUAUGGCUGUUGUCGGGUUAUGCUCAGCUCUCGCUGCUCUCAUCACAACUUUCACCGACAAGGGCGACGACGAGUUUGGUUGCACCACAACCACUGGCAAGACCAAGGACGGUGGUGUGCCCUUCACUAAUAUGAUGUGUUCGAGAGAGAUUGCGACGUGCAAGUUCAUGGGCCCGGUGUAUGACAAAGCGGGGAAGAUCCCUAAUGUCGAGCGCUGGGCUGUUACCAUUGCUUGCAAUGAGGCAACUGUGGUCAAGUGGCUGCAACUGGUACUUAUCUUCAACGCUGUCCUCGUUAUCGCCAUGUUCGCUGCUCAGGCGGGAGUAAGGAGGAAGACUCGAUCUCCUGCAUCGAAGGGCCUAUAGAGAGGGCACCGAGCAUAU